Malassezia pachydermatis is the source of this 504-nucleotide messenger RNA. RefSeq lists its product as hypothetical. Bases 1 to 504 code for a protein of 167 amino acids. NCBI's taxonomy places the organism in Eukaryota, Fungi, Basidiomycota, Malasseziomycetes, Malasseziales, Malasseziaceae. The transcript has 2 exons. The record is from RefSeq and is a predicted model, not a curated record.
AUGUGGAAUGCCAUGAAAGAGGCCGGAUGGAUUUUCCGUAACGAUGAGUCGGUCCCUUCCGCUACUCGACCAGCACCUAGCCAGGAAACGGACCAAGACUCGGAUUCUUCAUCGCCUGCGCGAAUUAUGCCUUCGUCACCUACACUACCACAUACUGACUUUUUUGGCUUGGAUUCGCACUUUACAUCGAGCUCCGAAUCCGAGUCCGAUACGGAUGCCUAUCUUGGGACACCCAUGACCACGACGGCCUCAGAAGGCCCUUCGUUGCCGCCCAGUACAGCGCCCAGUCGAGAUGUAACACCACAACCCACCGAGGAUGAGGAUGUUGAACGAGACACCAUCGCAUUGUCUAGUACUGAAUUAUCUGAUCAAAAAGAGCUGCAUUUCCCCAUUCCGGCCGUGUCAUGGGCUGUCCACAUUUCCACUUUAUACCUGGAAGUCCUGAAUAAAAAAACGCCUGCAGAUAAAGUCAAAACGCCUUUGGGCUCCACCGCCCAACGAUAG